Lagopus leucura (white-tailed ptarmigan) is the source of this 1333-nucleotide messenger RNA. RefSeq names its product thioredoxin domain containing 5 (gene TXNDC5). Lineage: Eukaryota; Metazoa; Chordata; Aves; Galliformes; Phasianidae. Bases 338 to 1312 code for a protein of 324 amino acids. Gene Ontology annotation, biological process: protein folding. The record is from RefSeq and is a predicted model, not a curated record. Gene Ontology annotation, cellular component: endoplasmic reticulum. Gene Ontology annotation, molecular function: protein disulfide isomerase activity. The transcript is spliced from 10 exons.
GUUCUGAAUGAAGGUAUGACAUUCCAGUUUCCUUCACUUGGAAUCAGACAUCCAGAGGUAAUAAAUUAGCACGCACUUGGCACGGCUGGGAGCGGGGUCUGGCUGUGGCAUAUUGUUUUUCUACAGAGCGGGAACAAUGGAGCACUUUUACAUCCUCCUUUGUCGGGCAAAAGGCAGAGUUUCUUUCUUAAUGAGCUUUCAGCAGCAACUACAUCAAUUGCAUGAGGAGGAACAGGAACCUGACAGCAAAGCACCCUGAACUGAGCUUAUUCAGAGGUGUGGACAUUGCCAGCGUCUCCAGCCAACUUGGAAUGAUCUGGGAGAUAAAUACAACAACAUGGAAAACCCACAGGUCUAUGUUGUUAAAGUGGAUUGUACUACAGACACUCCUCUGUGCUCUGAAUUUGGCGUCCGAGGAUACCCUACUUUAAAGCUGCUUAAACCAGGACAAGAGCCUCUGAAAUACCAAGGCCCUAGAGACUUCCAGACGCUGGAAAACUGGAUGUUGGAAAAACUAAAUGGGGAACCAUCUGAUUCAGAAUCUACUGUGGAACCACCAAAAGCCCCUGAACCUAAGCAGGGAAUGUAUGAACUCUCAGCAGACAAUUUCAAGACGCACAUAGCAGAAGGUAAUCACUUCAUCAAAUUCUUUGCCCCUUGGUGUGGUCACUGCAAGGCUUUGGCCCCAACUUGGGAACAGCUGGCUCUGGCCUUUGAACAUUCAGAAACUGUAAAGAUUGGCAAGGUCGACUGUACCCAGCAUUAUGAGGUCUGCUCUGAAAAUCAAGUUCGUGGCUAUCCUACACUCCUCUGGUUUAGGAAUGGUGAAAAGGGUGACCAGUACAAAGGGAAGAGGGACUUUGAUUCCUUGAAGGAGUAUGUGGAUUCCCAACUACAGAGCUCUGGGAAAGAACCACCAGCAAGUAAACCCACAGAAGCCCCACAGCCACCUGCAGAACCCACCCAGGCUGAGCAGGCUACAGUGCUUUCUCUCUCUGAAAAAGACUUUGAUGAAACCAUUGCUAGGGGAAUCACCUUUAUUAAAUUCUAUGCUCCAUGGUGUGGUCACUGUAAGAACUUGGCUCCGACUUGGGAGAGCCUUGCCAAAGAGCAAUUUCCAGGUUUGACUGAUGUCAAAAUAGCAGAAGUAGACUGCACUGUAGAACGUAAUGUCUGCAACAGAUUUUCUGUACGUGGAUAUCCUACGCUUCUGCUCUUCCGAGGUGGAAAGAAAGUCAGUGAACACAACGGAACGAGAGAUCUGGAAUCACUGCAUAGCUUUGUUUUGCGUCAGGCAAGGGAUGAGUUGUAAUAAAAGUCUCAAUGCUCUGUC